Halichondria panicea is the source of this 3960-nucleotide messenger RNA. RefSeq lists its product as uncharacterized. Gene Ontology annotation, cellular component: mitochondrion; cytosol. Lineage: Eukaryota; Metazoa; Porifera; Demospongiae; Suberitida; Halichondriidae. Bases 152 to 3829 code for a protein of 1225 amino acids. The record is from RefSeq and is a predicted model, not a curated record. Gene Ontology annotation, biological process: peptide catabolic process. The transcript has 11 exons. Gene Ontology annotation, molecular function: metalloendopeptidase activity; metal ion binding.
ACAUGCAGGGGUAUUUCCCACUAUACAUGCUUUCAAUAUGUAGGGAAAUCCCCACCAAGAACCAAACAACUCGCCGUCAUUAUUUAACUGCUAAUAUAAAUACAUCAUCCCAGCACAUGCUGUGAUAUCAGAUCAAGCUAGAAGAGCUAUCAUGUCGUUCAAGGAUGGUAUCCCUCUCCUAAACACCUUUGAUGAUGAUGACACUGACGACGAUGACUUCACAGUCUCAACACUGCCACGAAGACGCAAGAAGAUGAACAAACGUCAUGUGCUAUUUUGUAUCGUUCUUCUGGGAGCUUUGUUCCUCAUCGUAGCUCUGAUAGUGGGUGUGACUGUCCCCGUGGUAUUAGCCAAGCAGAACACUGAUGGAGGGAACGAUGGGUUUGUCACUGCUUCAGCUCCUCUUCAAUCAACUCCUCUGGUUGUGUCAAGCUCAGAGAUAACAAGUGUACAAUCCAUGGCCAGUUCUGCUGUUAAAUCAAUGAAUGUAACCCCCAGCUCUACGUCUCUAUUGAUCACGGUGACCCCCAGCUCUACAUCUCUAUCGAUUAUGGUGACCCCCAGUUCUACAGCUGUAUCGAUGAAUGUACCCCCCAGCUCUACGGCAACGUCAAUUAUGGUGCCCCCCAGCUCUGCAGCGUCAAUUAUGGUGACCCCCAGCUCUGCAGCGUCGAUUAUGGUGACCCCCAGCUCUGCAGCUACGUUGAUUAUGGUGACCCCCAGCUCUGCAGCUACGUCGAUUAUGGUGACCCCCAGCUCUGCAGCUACGUCGAUUAUGGUGACCCCCAGUUCUUCUACAGCGUCGAUUAUGGUAACCCCCAGCUCUGCUACCCCCUUAAUGACCCCCACACCCAUACCCACGCCCAUGCCAAACACUAACUUCUACCAAUCAAAGCUCGACACACGUGACUACCAAGUCAUGACACUCGACAACCAACUCAGAGUCCUAUUAAUAUCCGACCCUAAAAGUAACACUUCUGCCGCCUCAAUGGACAUUGACGCUGGAUCAUUCGAUAAUCCCAUUGAUACUUUGGGACUCGCACAUUUCUGUGAGCACAUGCUUUUCCUGGGAACAGAAAAGUAUCGAACGGAAGGAGAGUAUUCUCAGUACCUCACGCAGCAUGGUGGCUAUGACAACGCGUAUACAUCAUCAGAGAACACCAACUAUCAUUUUAACAUUCAGUCGGAUUAUCUUGAGACGGCUUUGGAUAUGUUUGCACAGUUUUUCGUAUCUCCCCUCCUGACGGCUAGCGCUGUUGACAAGGAGAAAAAUGCCGUGAAUGCUGAGUAUCAGAAAGAUAUACUUAUUGAUGGGUGGAGGACCUGGGAGGUUACAAAGGACGUAUCGAAUCCUGCACACCCGUUCCAUCUGUUUGAUAUAGGGAGUCUGGACACACUGGGGGGAGAUGAUUUACAUCAGAAGCUGGUGGACUUCUACAGUGGCCACUAUUCCGCUAACAAGAUGCAGCUGGUGAUCUACGGGCGUGAUAACCUCACCACACUAUCAAAUUGGACUCUGAACUCAUUCUCAAAUGUCCCCAAUCGUAACCUCUCGCCCACCCCCCGAAACACCACCUCAUUUCCACCCCCUUAUAGCGGACGUAUCAUAUACCACUACCCGGUAGCCGAUUCUAAUAUAGUGUCAAUUAGCUGGCAAGUUCCGAGUAUGGAAAAGAAAUAUCGAAAUGACAUUUCAGGUUUUAUCUCCCGCUAUCUCGGCCAAGAGGACCUUGGGAGCAUACUGUAUUUACUCAAGCGUGAAGGACUAGCUACUUCUCUGAGUGCUGGAACUCAAGUAGACACCGCUACUUUCUCUCUGCUCUAUGUGGAUGUAGAAUUGACAGAUGCUGGAUUGAGGGGUGUGUCUCGAGUGGUACAUACCGUGCACGCGUAUAUCGGGUUGCUACGGGCGAUGAACGAGACUGAGUUUAGAGCAAGAUUUGAAGAGUACCGGAUGAUGAAACAGAAUGUGUUUGAGUAUGGAGUGAAGCCCACGCCAUUCACCUAUGUCAAGUCCCUUGCUAGCAGCAUGCGAGUGGUGGAUGAUCCCGAGGACUUCCUCUCCAGCCCUCAACGGCUUCUCCCUAACCACACCCACUUCCUGUCCACCCUCGAGUGCAUGCACCCGUCCAAUGCUGUCAUCCUCAUAGCCUCGCAGUCUUUCAAUAUUAACCUCAACGUCACCAACGCCACUGGCAUAUCCUCUCAAGACCACGCCCCCUUGGACCAGUCAGGGUUCGAAGGUCAAAUCCCAUGGCCGAUUGAAUUGGACACAUACGAACAUUUCUUCAAAGUUCCGUACGCUAUCGAGAAUAUUUCUGCUGAGUUGGCUGAAUUUUGGAGCCCCAUUGGAGAUUUUGAGACUCUUAAACUGCCGAAGAUGAAUCGGUUCAUUGUCGGUGAUCUCGUUGUCGAGGAGAAGCCAGACAGCUCGUCCGCUGUUCCCAUUGAGAUAUAUGCGGCUGAGGGGAUGUCCCUAUGGUGGUUGAUGGACACUGGGGACUUUCCCGAACCACGCGUCAACUUCUUGUGUGAUGUACGGAGUGCAAACGCUGCGUCCAGUCCAGCAUGGGAGGCACUCAGUCUCCUGUUCACAUCGGAUGUUGAGGCGGAGCUAACGGCUAACUUGUACGACGCCACUGAGGUUGGAUUCACCUUCGACCUCUCACCCACCCCCACUGGGAUGACUUUCAGCAUUAGCGGGCUCAGUAACCAUGACAACAUGAUGACCAUACUAAGGACAAUGUUAGAAAUGUUGCUAAGUAACAAGACGAGCGAGCUAUUUGAUGCCAGUAAGCAAGGAGUGAUGGACUCACUCAGUAACUACAACUACACUGAGCAGCCAUACAACUAUGCUCGUAAAUACAUACAGAGAGUGCUGAUGGAGAGACCUUAUUGGAAGUAUUGGCAGGUGCUGGAACAAAUGCAAAACCUCACACAAGCAGACGUCCAAUCAUUUGCCAGCUCCGAGUUGCUAAGCAACGUGUCCCUCCUCUGUCUAGCUCAUGGCAACAUCAACCAAACCACUGCUCUGAGCUACGAGGCUGUACUAGAGCAGUGGCUGGCUGGUCGGCUCACUGGAGGAGGUGUGGUCGGGUCAUUCCAACGCUCCAGGGUACAGUUGGAGAUGGGGGCGAGCUACGGGGUAUCCAUGGCAACACUGAACCCCGAGGAUUCUAACUCUGUCGUGCAUAUCAUAUACCAGAUUGGUUCCGUGUGUACACUGACGGGAGGCCGGUGUGAUCGUGCAUCACUAUACAACAAGCUCUACCUACUCCUGCUCAGUCAGAUGAUUGGGAGUGAGUGCUUCAAUGUGCUGCGGACUGAGCAGCAACUCGGCUAUGUGGUGUUCUGCUUCUCAAGAGAGAAUUAUGGAACAGGCUCAUUCCAAGUGCUCAUACAGAGCCAAGCCUACAAUGCGAGCGUGGUCUACGACCGUAUCAACAACUUCCUGUUUGACUACCACAACUCAACCCUUAGCUCUCCAUCAUUCAACGAAACAUUUAUCGAACAACUAUCCGUCCUACGCUCCACCCUGGAGGAGAGAGACCUCACACUGGGGGAUCGCUCCAAUCGCCUGUGGGCACAAGUCAACUCAGGGCAACAACAGUUCACGUAUAACCAAGAGUUGGUCGAUAUUAUCAAUGAAGGAAGUGACGAAUUGAAUGCUCAAAGUAUGAUAGACUUCUAUGAGGACCACAUCCUGAAGGCACAGAAGUUGGUGACUGCCCUGAAUGGACAUGGACAGGACUUCCCGCUACCCAGUGACCUCAUAGCCAUUGACUACUCUCAGUUGAACCAAACCUCGAACAGCUUUCCUGUUCAGUAGAUUUUUGUGAUCAAUAACUUUAUGAGACCAUUAAUGUUUAAUUUGUGAUUUCUGUUUUCGUAUGAUGGAAUUAAUUAUGCCGUGUUUUGUACCAAAUUAUAAGCAAAAAGAAUGUAUGAUUAUGACAUAAA